Messenger RNA from Rana temporaria (common frog), 913 nucleotides. Its product is annotated as cytochrome c oxidase assembly protein COX16 homolog, mitochondrial. NCBI's taxonomy places the organism in Eukaryota, Metazoa, Chordata, Amphibia, Anura, Ranidae. The coding region runs from base 79 to 402 and encodes 107 amino acids. Gene Ontology annotation, biological process: mitochondrial respiratory chain complex IV assembly. Gene Ontology annotation, cellular component: mitochondrial inner membrane. The record is from RefSeq and is a predicted model, not a curated record. The transcript has 4 exons.
GUGACCUAACCCCGGAAGUAGCUUGUAUACAGUGCAGCGCGAUAAUUCUUCCCCCAAGGUGAUAGGGGAGAACUCGGGAUGUUGAGUAAUUUAUGGCAAGCGUUUAAAAAUAACUCGAACUUGCGGUAUGGAGUGCCCAUGGUGCUCUUGGUUGUUGGAGGCUCCUUUGGACUCCGUGAAUUUUCACAAAUUCGUUAUGAUGCCCAAAAGAUUAAAAGUAAAGUGGACCCAGCCAUUGCUGAGAUGAUUAAAAAUAAAGAGAAGACUAGCCUGGAAUUGGAGUACGAGAAAAUAAGAGACAACAGAUUUGAGGAAUGGGACAACAUAAGAGGACCUCGUCCAUGGGAAGACUCUAAAUCUUACCAAGACCAACAGAAGAUAAAAACCAGCACGAAGACAUAAAUAAUGAGUUAGAAAGCAUUGAAAACCUUUACAAAGGUGCCUUCAGAGGACAAAACAAGCGGAUAAUGUUCCAUUUCGUUGCUUUGUCCUUACAAUUUCACAGUCCUUGCGCAGGAGAGCCUUAUAGUGUCCGCAGGCUUCCUAUAAAGAGCAUGCUUCAACACUCCUGGACAUUUGAGUCUGUCUUUCCACCAGGUGGACCUUGAUGAAGUGGCAGGCCUAGCUCUGAUUUUUUGAUUGUUUUCUGACACAAGAUUCUCGUUAAUAUUAAAUCAUUGUUUUAUGCUAUCUUUCUUGUCAAGUUCUUUUUAGAUUUCUCUAACGGAUUGCUGCAAAUAGAAUAUUAAAUCUUUCACAUAGGACCAGUCAUGGAAAUUGAUUUCUGUGCAGAAGUGAAGUCACUGCAGAAAAAGAAAUUGUUAGGGAAAUGAUGAAAGUUGCUUUCUACAUUCAGAUAAAAUGUGUUUAAUGUGUACAGUGUACGGGAAAUUAAAGGAUGUUUUGCAACAUA